AUGUUACACCAAGGUCAAGAAGAAAGAUACAUGUCUUUAAAAACGUCGAUAAGAACAGCUCAUCUCUUUGAAGUGGUCCCAAAAAUAGAAACCAAUUACAGUUAUUGCAUUGAUUAUCACACUUCCAUUCUUUACUUGCCAUUCAAACUGAGAAAAACAAUGAUAGCACCAUCUUUAGUGCUUCUAUUUGCGUUCUGUCUUUCCUUGACGAGGGCAUUCUAUUUACCUGGUGUUGCACCUACCACUUACCAUCCCGAUGAUGAAAUACCACUACUAGUGAAUCAUUUGACACCUUCUAUGUAUUUUCAACAUAAAAAUGAGGAUGGGAAGACAAUGAAAAGCGAUAAAGAACGUUUCCUAUAUUCAUACGAUUAUUACUAUGAUAGAUUUCAUUUUUGUCAACCUGAACACAUUGAAAAGCAACCUGAAUCCUUAGGAUCUAUUAUCUUCGGUGACAGAAUUUAUAACUCACCAUUCCAAAUCAAUAUGUUACAGGAUAAAACUUGUGUCUCACUUUGUAAAACCACCAUACCUGGGAAAGAUGCUAAAUUCAUCAACAAAUUGAUUAAGAAUGGAUUCUUCCAAAAUUGGUUGAUUGAUGGUUUACCAGCAGCAAGACAAGUUUACGAUAGUAGAACUAAGACAGAAUUCUAUGGUACUGGUUUCGAAUUAGGUUUUGUUGAUGUGGUCCAAGGUACCACUACGGGGGAUAACGCCAACACUGUUGCUAAGAAACCAACUACCAAUGAAGGUUUGGAAUUAGAUACACGUGAUGCCAAGAACGUUCAAAUGUUAAAGAAUUUUGAAUUGCCUUACUUUGCCAAUCAUUUUGAUAUCCAAGUUGAAUACCAUGACCGUGGUGAAAAUAAUUACCGUGUUGUUGGUGUUAUAGUUAAUCCUGUAUCAAUCAAACGUUCGACUCCCGGUACUUGUGAAACCAGUGGUGCUCCUUUAAUGUUAUCUGAAGAUCAAGAUAAUGAUGUCUAUUUCACUUACUCUGUUAAGUUCAUUCCAUCAGAAACCAUUUGGGCAACAAGGUGGGAUAAAUAUUUGCAUAUCUAUGAUCCAGCUAUUCAAUGGUUUUCAUUAAUUAAUUUCUCUGUUGUUGUAUUGUUAUUAUCGUCCGUCGUCAUUCAUUCCUUAUUAAAGGCUUUGAAAAGUGAUUUUGCACGUUAUAAUGAAUUGAAUCUAGAUGAUGAUUUCCAAGAAGAAGCAGGCUGGAAACUAGGUCACGGUGAUGUUUUCCGUAUUCCACACAGAUCUUUACUGCUUUCUGUCCUUGUUGGUUCUGGUGUCCAAUUAUUUUUAAUGAUUAUCUGUAGUAUCUUCUUUGCAGCAUUAGGUUUCUUGUCUCCAAGUUCAAGAGGUUCAUUGGCUACUGUGAUGUUUAUUCUUUAUGCAUUAUUUGGGUUUGUUGGUUCUUAUACAUCAAUGGGUGUAUAUAAAUUCUUCGGUGGUCCAUACUGGAAAGUUAAUAUGCUUUUGACACCAAUUUUAGUCCCUGGUCUUAUUUUCUGUGGUAUUGUAGCACUGAACAUCUUCUUACUGUUUGUGCAUUCAUCAGGUGUCAUUCCAGCCGUAACAUUAUUCUUUAUGAUUUUAUUAUGGUUUGUUUUCUCUAUCCCAUUAGCUUUAGCUGGUUCUUUGAUUGCACACAAAAAAUGUAAUUGGGAUGAACAUCCAACCAAGACAAAUCAAAUUGCAAGACAAAUCCCUUUCCAACCAUGGUAUUUGAAAACAUGGCCUGCCACUUUAAUUGCAGGUAUCUUCCCAUUCGGAUCUAUUGCAGUUGAACUUUAUUUCAUUUACUCCAGCUUAUGGUUUAAUAAGAUCUUCUACAUGUUUGGAUUCUUAUUAUUCUCCUUCUUCUUAUUAACAUUAACCACUUCUCUAGUGACUAUCCUAAUUACUUAUCAUUCCUUAUGUUUGGAAAAUUGGAUGUGGCAAUGGAGAGGUUUCAUUAUUGGUGGUGUUGGUUGUGCUAUUUACGUUUUCAUUCAUUCCAUUUUAUUCACCAAGUUUAAACUAGGUGGAUUUACGACGAUUGUUCUAUACGUCGGUUACUCUACUAUCAUUUCAUUAUUAUUCUGUAUUGUUACUGGUGCUAUUGGUUUCCUAAGUAGUAUGUUUUUCAUUAGGAAAAUUUACUCAUCGAUUAAAGUCGAAUAG
Naumovozyma dairenensis CBS 421 is the source of this 2169-nucleotide messenger RNA. Its product is annotated as transmembrane 9 family protein. The record is from RefSeq and is a predicted model, not a curated record. Lineage: Eukaryota; Fungi; Ascomycota; Saccharomycetes; Saccharomycetales; Saccharomycetaceae. Gene Ontology annotation, cellular component: endosome; fungal-type vacuole membrane. Gene Ontology annotation, biological process: protein localization to membrane; vacuolar transport. The transcript has a single exon. The coding region runs from base 1 to 2169 and encodes 722 amino acids.